Messenger RNA from Hansenula anomala, 1239 nucleotides. RefSeq names its product Nop53p (gene NOP53). Gene Ontology annotation, molecular function: 5S rRNA binding. NCBI's taxonomy places the organism in Eukaryota, Fungi, Ascomycota, Saccharomycetes, Phaffomycetales, Wickerhamomycetaceae. Gene Ontology annotation, cellular component: nucleolus. The record is from RefSeq and is a predicted model, not a curated record. The coding region runs from base 1 to 1239 and encodes 412 amino acids. The transcript has a single exon. Gene Ontology annotation, biological process: ribosomal large subunit assembly; rRNA processing.
AUGGAAGUUAACAGACCAGCUCAAAAGAAGCAAGCAUCUCGUAAGGGUAGAAAAGCCUGGAGAAAAAACAUCGACAUCGAUGAUGUUGAAAUCGGUUUAGAAGAGAAAAGAGACCAAAUCCGUACAUUAGGUGAAGAAGCUGAUAAAAUUGAUUCAAACCAGUUAUUCUCCAUUGAUACUGCUGGUGAUGAAAAAUUAAACAAAAAGGCCGUUAAACCUUACAAGGUUUUAAAAUCUGCUGAAAUUUUAGCACAAAGAUCAAAAGCUCCAGGAUUUAGUAAUCCUCAUAAAAAGAGUGAUAACAAGAUUGAUGGUGUUAAGAAGAAGGAAAUUCAUAGAUUAAUGAAACUUGCAGGUAGAGUGCAAGGUGAAACUUCAAGCAAUACUAUUGUGGAAAAAGAUGGAUUAAUAAAUACAAAUGCUUAUGAUGUUUGGGAUGAACCAGAAGUUGAAAAUGAUCCAAAACCAGAAAUUUUGAAGAAAUUCAGUUCAAAUGGUUGGACAAAGGCUAAAGUUGCUCCAAGUACAUUGAAAGAAGCACCAAUCUCAGUGCAGGAAGUUGAAAAAUUACCAAACGCUGGUAAAUCUUAUAAUCCAUCCUUAGAAUCUUGGAAAUCAUUGAUCAAUAAAGAAUACAAAACUACCAAGGAAAGAGAUGAUAAAAAACAAGAAUUGGAAGCACAAAGAGACAGAGUUAAGACAUUACUUUUGACAAUGGACCAAAAAGAAGAGGAAGAAAGUGAUGACGAUGACGAAGAAGAAGAGGAGGAAGAAGAGGAAGAAGAUGAUUCAUUAUCAUUAUCUGUUAAUAAGCCUGUCGUUUUAAAGAAAAAAACCAAGACUCAAAGAAACAAGCAAAAGAAACAUCAAGAAAGAGAAAAAUUAGAAAAAGAACUAAAAUCAUUAAAGAAACAAAUAACGGAAUUGCAAAAAUUAAAAGUUUAUGAACAAGAGAUUAAUGAAAAAGAACAACAGAUAGAAAAAUUACAACAAAAGGAAAAAAAGAGAAAGCAUAAACUUGGUACUAGACAUCAAAUCAUGGAUGAACAGUUAGAAGUUAAAUUGUCUGAUGAAUUGACUGAUUCCUUAAGAAAGUUAAAAUCAGAAGGUAACUUAUUAUAUGACACCAUGAGAGGAUUACAAAGUAAAGGUCAAGUUGAAACAAGAGUUCCAGUUGGUAAACGUAGAAGAUAUCAACCAAAAGUCACUGAAAAAUGGACUUACAAGGAUUUUAAAUGA